UCUCCAUCUGGUAGAUCUAUCAGCGCAGCGAAGUAUAGCAUUCAGUUGCUCUCGCCGUUCUUUCCGUCGCGCCUUGCAACCGAGAUGAGCAGGUUCGUCGAUGGUAACGCCUUCUCCGUCCUGUCAGUCGACAAGACGGAAGGGGGUCAGACCCCUGGCACCCGGAAACGCAACAAGCAGGGGAAACAUGCUCACAAAGGUAAAGAAGUCUCGGAACCGGUUCAUGAGCGGGAAAGCAGCAGCGCGAAACAACAAGAAGCUGCUGAAAAGGUGCUGAAGGUGUCGAAACCGUUGAAACAACCUGUUCAGCAACCUGUGCAACAAAUCGUGGGACACGUCAAACAGGAGAGUACUGCUAUCAAGUCGAAAUCCGUGCCUCCUUCAGAAAGACUGACUACUAGCUCUCAAGAGCCUAGACCGAAGAAGAACAAGAGCAAGAGCGCUACGACCUGGACAUCAUGGGCACGAGGGCGGAGAUUCGCCUUCUCAUCCGGUAUCGCCAUCGGGCUCGCUUUCUCGGCCUAUCAAUUCGCUCCCCAGACGCUUCCGCCGGAUCUCAUGUCUCUCUUAUCCGGGUCCAAGGCCAACGCCGGAUUCAUGACAUCUUGGUUUCAAGAUACUACAAAUCCUUUCCCCUCGAUGAAUCUUGAAGGUUGGGGAUUCGAUUGGGAUUGGAGAGACCUCGCCAACAAUUUGUCUGUCGUCGAGCAGACAAGAAAGGCGUUCAACUCGAAAGAGUUUUCGCCUGCGGAGGAAUUGAUAGCUAAAGAACCCGGCAUUGGCGCACACUACCCUGUCAUUUUGAUUCCUGGUAUUGUGUCUACAGGACUCGAACAAUGGAGUGCCAGCAAGGUCGCCAAGGGCUCCUUUCGAAAGCGUCUGUGGUCAACGACUCAGAUGGUGUCGGCCGUGCUUGCCGAUCGGAAAGCUUGGAUGGAGGCACUUUCUUUGGAUCCCGUGACAGGGCUCGACCCGCCAAACCACCGGGUCCGAGCUGCACAGGGUCUCGACGCUGCGAGCGAGUUUAUUCAAGGCUAUUGGGUAUGGCAACGUGUUAUCGAAAACCUCGCAGCGAUCGGUUACGAUCCUCUGUCGAUGGAAAUGGCUUCGUACGAUUGGCGUUUGUCAUACCAUAAUUUGGAGGUCCGGGAUGCCUUCUUCACACGGCUGCGCGACCGGAUCGAACAGAACAAGAGAAUUACCGGAAGAAAAACAGUUCUGAUAUCUCACUCCAUGGGAGGUUCGGUAGUAAACUUCUUCCUUAAAUGGGUCGAGGCGGCGGACGAUGCAGAGGGCUUCAGAUGCGGCAAUCGUGACGAUCGAUGGGUAGAACAGCAUAUUGAAGCUCAUGCGGGUAUCGCAAGCACGCUGCUCGGUGUAACAAAAAGUAUGACGGCGUUCUUGAGUGGAGACCUCAAGGAUACAAUCGAGUUACAUCCAGCGGCCAGCUGGGUGCUCGAGAAGUUCUUCUCUCGCAAGGAAAGGGCGAAUCUUUUCCACAAAUGGCCGGGAUCGGCGAGCAUGUGGAUGAAGGGAGGCGACCGGAUAUGGGGUACUCACGACUCGGCUCCAGAUGAUCCCGCCAACUGUACUGGCGACACGCACGGAAGAUUUUUCUCGUUCAGACAAACCUCAGAUUCAGGUCCGAGCCGUUCUCAUGAGCCAAAAGACAGCGAGAUGGACGCGGAACACAUCCAACCAAACUUGACCAUGAAUGACGCCGGAAUCUAUACUUUGCUCCAUACGCCUCCGGAUUUCCAAAGGAUGUACCACUCCAACUACUCGAAUGGUUUCGAGAACGAUGUCAAAAUCCUCCAGGAGAACGCCAAGGACCAUCGAAAAUGGUCCAACCCUCUUGAGGUUCAGCUCCCCAACGCGCCGUCCAUGAAGCAGUAUUGCUUUUAUGGUUACGGCAAGCCUACGGAACGAAGCUACUUCUAUAUGCAAGGCCAAUUCGAGCACGACGAAAUUGCGACCCAGGGAGAUGACGCGCAGUGCACGCCCGACGAGCUGCAACGUAUGGUUAAUGGCUCUGCUAUCACCUGUCGGAAGCCUCUGGAUAUGCCCAUGGCUCGUAAGAAUUGGAUCGACACCGAAGUCAACGCGGAAGGAUCUGUUCCAGAAGUCAGAAGAGGUGUAAAGUUCGGUAUGGGAGAUGGUACCGUGCCAUUGAUGUCCUUGGGCGCAAUGUGUGUCAAGGGUUGGAAGGACGAUCGAUGGAACCCUGCCCGCAUGCCCAUCAUCACUCACGAAUUUAAACACGAGCCAGAGGGGCUCGAUCCAAGGGGAGGCCCUAAAUCCGCGGAUCAUAUCGAUAUUCUGGGCAAUCACGAGUUGAUUACCGCGGUCUUGAGGAUCGCGGCGGGGCUGGGAGAUACCGUUGAGGAUAAAAUCGUUAGCCCCAUCAAUGCGAUUGCUAAUCGCAUAGAUUGGGAUUCGUAGACUAUAAUUGUGGACAUGAUCAACAAAAUAUAGACAGGAUCGCACGAGUAGGGUACAAGAGCAAUGUAAGAUGCAUUA
Filobasidium floriforme is the source of this 2520-nucleotide messenger RNA. Its product is annotated as Lecithin:cholesterol acyltransferase-domain-containing protein. Gene Ontology annotation, cellular component: cytoplasm; perinuclear endoplasmic reticulum. Gene Ontology annotation, biological process: triglyceride biosynthetic process; lipid storage. Lineage: Eukaryota; Fungi; Basidiomycota; Tremellomycetes; Filobasidiales; Filobasidiaceae. Gene Ontology annotation, molecular function: phospholipid:diacylglycerol acyltransferase activity. Bases 85 to 2442 code for a protein of 785 amino acids. The record is from RefSeq and is a predicted model, not a curated record. The transcript is spliced from 13 exons.